AUGGAAAUAUACAUAUUCCUAUGGUUUUUCUUAUAUUUAUUUGGGAGGACACUAACACAUGAGAAUGAUUUAUAUACUAAAGAUCUUAAUUUUGAAAUAUUUCAUGAAUUAACACCAGAAACUACACCAGUAUUACGAGGAUAUGUAAAAUAUGAUUUUGAGAAAGAAAAAGCGGUUUAUUAUCAUAAUGAGACACUUUUUUCAUUCGCAGCAACAUGGAAUUAUAUGGAAAAAGGAUUUUAUAGAGUAGGAGCUUUUAAUUCUAAAAAAAAGUUUAAAAAUGGAUUUAUUCCAUGGAUUCAUUUAAAAAAACUAUUAGAACAAGACAAAGAUAUUCAUGAAGAAAUAAUUAUUUAUUUGGAUAAUUCUAAUGAAAUAUGGCAUGUAGACUAUAUAUUGAGUAUUUUAGAAAAAAGAAAAAAUCAGAUUCCAGAAAUUACUACAAGUGUAAGAAUUGUAUUUCCAUCAUCUGAAAAUGGGGUGAUGCCUAUAUUUAAUAAGCCUAUUACUCUAGAUCCAGAUGGAAAACCUAUAGAAAAUAAAGAAAAAACAUUUUUUCAAAAAUAUUGGAUGUAUAUAGUACCACUUAUAUUAAUUUUGCUUGUAAAAAAUAGGAAUGUAGAAUAA
This is a messenger RNA of Pneumocystis murina B123, 627 nucleotides long. RefSeq lists its product as hypothetical. Bases 1 to 627 code for a protein of 208 amino acids. Lineage: Eukaryota; Fungi; Ascomycota; Pneumocystomycetes; Pneumocystales; Pneumocystaceae. The transcript has 3 exons. The record is from RefSeq and is a predicted model, not a curated record.